Molecule: messenger RNA, 5241 nt
Organism: Oncorhynchus kisutch (coho salmon)
Lineage: Eukaryota; Metazoa; Chordata; Actinopteri; Salmoniformes; Salmonidae
Product: FUN14 domain-containing protein 1A
Exons: 11
Coding region: 112-564 (150 amino acids)
Biological process (GO): autophagy of mitochondrion
Cellular component (GO): mitochondrial outer membrane
Source: RefSeq, a predicted model, not a curated record
AAGGUAGGAUGUGUGUAAAGGCCCUAUUCAUCGAAAUGGUACGGGCCAAUUUUGUGAUGUAACACGUGACAUGUCGGAUGGGCUGGGUUACAACCAAAUGUAUUGAGAAACAUGGCAGAGAAGAAUAAAGAUAAGAGUGAGGAGACCUUUGAAGUCAUGGACGUAGUGGAGUAUGCCAAGAAACAGAGAUGGUGGAACAAAAUAUUUGGCGAGAACUCUGGGCCCGUAGCAGAGAAGUAUAAUGUUGCCACCCAGCUUGCCAUUGGUGGAGUGUCUGGCUGGUGUGCAGGGUAUUUGUUCCAGAAAGUUGGGAAGCUGGCAGCUUCGGCAGUGGGUGGAGGCUUCUUUUUCCUUCAGAUUGCCAAUCACACAGGAUACAUCAAAGUGGAUUGGAAGAGGGUGGAGCGUGAUGUAAACAAUGCCAAGAAGCAGCUGAAGUUGAAUGCAGAAAAGCCCACUAAGGAAGUCAGGACAAAAGUGGAUGAGGUGCAGACAUUUGUGAAGAAGAAUAUUAUCCUCACAGGAGGUUUUGCUGGGGGAUUUCUGCUGGGCUUGGCCUCUUAAGAGCCUCUCAUUUCGGUCUUUACUUAAUAUUUUUUGUCUCAUACAAGGCUGAAAACAGCUUAAACCUAAGCAGCUAUCUAGAUAUGUAAGUAGACUCCAUUGAUAUCAUAUGUCAAGCAAAUUCAUAGGCUUGGUGGGUUUUGGGGCAUGUGUCAAUUUGAAAACAGCCUUUUAGAUACUAUGUCUGUGGUUAACGUUUAUGCAUGGUCUAUGCACAUAUGGCAGGAGCAUUGGCUUUAAUUUUUCUAUGGGUUGUUUUGGUAUGGUACUUAUUUGAGAGAUUGUUCGGAUCCACUUCAAUAGUUUUAUCUGUAUGCAUUCAGAUGGAACUCAGGGUUCUCCCCAGGAUUUUUUUUAAACAAUGUGUUUCUGCUGAGUAUGGCGGGGGGUGGCCCGGAGGGGUGUAGUGCCCCCCUUUGGACUCAGUUUAUUUAUUUAUGACGCACCUCUAACUGCCAUUUCCUGCAAUCUAGAGAAAAAAAUGGCCUAUGAUACAUAGUGGAUCAGCGCCUCUUACAUUCUUUGGGGAGAACCCUAGAACUGGAGCAAAGCCCUUUAACAUGUUUUGUAACAUCCUUCAUUUUCUAAGUUAAGAUCAACAAGGUUGUUAUGUGUUUAAAUGUUACUUCAAACCGAAGGGUUUGAGUUAAAAGCAUGUACAUGUAUGAGUAAAUAUUGUAUGACAGGACUAGGCCACAAUAACGCAAGUUUGAAUGGUAUUUGAAGUUAUAUUCUUACCUGAAAAUCAGUGACAUUUCAAAGUAUAACUCAAAGAAAAUCAUGGGUGCAUAUUAACCGUCCCCAAUAGUAUUGACUUAUGCAGUGCAGGAGGUUGCGUGUGAUGUAUUUAUUUGAGACCAAGGAGUGAGACGGCAAGACUGGACAUAUGAUUUGGCUUUCUAAUUCCCUGCUUAAGAGUGAGGCGUGUCAUGUGUGUAAGUACAGGCUGUGCGCAUUAUCAAAGCUAGGGGGUAUUCAUUAUUUGGAUUCUGUUGUAAAAUGUAGUGCAACGGAACCUGUUUACUCCAAACAGAAAAUGUUUUGCAGUGAAAACAAGUUUGUUCUUUCUGAAAAAUUCAGGUAGGUUCUGUUUGCUUCCUCGUAAAUGUUUUUUGUUGCAGAGCUUUUUGCAACAAUCAGGCUAAUGAAUACACCCUUGCCUAACAGCAUACAAGGCUUCUGUUUCACAAACAACUAUGGACAAUUAUGAAUGUAAUACAUGGAAGAUAUCAAUAGCCAUUUGUAUGGAACAUAUGGGAUGACAAAUACACUGAUAGAUAUUAGUUUGCUCUAAUUAUUUCUCCAAUGUUUGUUAUUCUCAAUGCAACCCUUGCCUAAGUACUUAGCAUUAGGAAAGUGUAAAAUGUGCUGUCAAAAGCUUUAAUAGUAUUUUUCACUGUUAAAAUGCUACAUUUUGUUACAAGCUAAAUGUAUCAUUCUGGGAGAAGUAAUCAAGUGAAUUGUCUUUUAGAAUGAUUUUGUUUGAGUUUUACUGACUGCGUCCUCCUAGGAUAAUUGACUGUCAAUAUAAACAACUCUAUUACAUUACAACACGGAUGGGCAACUCCAGUCCUCGGGGCCUGAGUGGUGUCACACAUUUACCCCGGCUAACACAACUGUGACACCAAUCAACUAAUCAUGAUCUUCAGUUAAAAAUGUAAUUAGUUUAAUCAGCUGUGUUUGCUAGGAAUGGGUUAAGUGUGUCAGCACUCUGGCCUCCAAAGACGGGUGUUGCCAAUCCCUACAUUAGAAGCAUUGUCAUUAUAUUCUACAGUUUCAAGUGUCCGCAAUCAUGUCAGGAUGCAGUAGGGCUUUUAGGCUCUGUUGACUUCUGUUCCCUCACAAACCCUAAACUAUCAAAAUAGAGUGGCACACUCCAUAUAUAAACUCCCAGUAAAUUAUUGGGUAUUUACCAACAUUUUGGCAUCACUGUGCCUUUGUCAGGCUAAUGUCAUGAAUACUUGAACCAGGUUAUGUAGACAGUGCAAUUAGUGUAACCAAUGACAAUAGUGAGGGGUGUGUCAUAAUGAUUAAGUUAAUUAGUGAAACUACUCAACAGUUUAUGGCAUAUUAAAUAUUAGGCUAUUAUCAUAUAGACACAUAAUUUAAUAUUGUGCAUAAUAUUAGCAUCAACAUACAUUGUUUUGUAUUUGAUAUGUUACAUGUAGUCUUUUGGUUCAACCUUAAUGCAUAAUAAGCAUCAUCAACAGUGGGAACAUAUUAGGUGUACGCUAAUAAGCUGUAGAAAGAAUAUACAUUUGAGACUUGUUCAUAUGCAAACCCUGAGCAGCAGACUUCUCACCUGCAUGCUCACAGCACAUCUGCAUAGCUCUUAUCACAUCACCGCACCUGCUCUCUCUGUACUUGUUUGCCUGGAAGAAAAACACAGUGGGCCAAGUUAAUGUAAUACAUGAAACCCAAUCAGAUAUCAAAACAUUUAUUCACAUCAUAUAAAUAGGUAGAUAAUGCUGUGGAGGGGGGGCCUACGAGGGUUUUAUAAAUAAGCAUCAACCAGAGGGUCUUGCGACGGGUACACAGAGAUGACCAGUUUACAGAGGAGAAUAGAGUGCAGUGUCCGAUAAGGGCCAUUUUUGGACAUAAUUCAUUACGUGGACAAAUAUUAUGACCCAUUAACCACCAGUAGAUAUUACAAUUAUAGAUGUUAAACUCAUGAUUUUAUACCUGUUCUUCAAGACUUACACAAUAUUUGCUGCAAACGUCUCCGGAAUCCCGGGUGUUUACUCAAAUGUCGUCCGACUGGAUUGGCUGCGCUACGGACUUUGCUGAUUAAAUUGCAGAAUAAUAAUUAUAUUAUUUUGUUUGUCUAUAAAUGUAUUGUUUUUGUGGAUAACGCACGACUAUAAAAAAGUGUACGCUUUUGAGCGCUAAGUGGUAAUAGUUUGUUACACUAAUGUAGGUAGGACCACAGACUUUACCAGCCUCUUGGCAACAACGGAAUAUUGUUUCUGUAACAAGUUUUGAUAGAAAAGUCGCUGACAAGCUACCUUUAGCUUGUGAAGUUUGAGGGAUAGCUUGUAGUAAUUGAUCCUAUUUUUUUUUGAGAACAAGACCGUUAUAGUACUAUAACAUGGCAGUGAGCGCAGUUCACCUCGAAUCAGAUGCUUUUUUGGUUUGCAUGAAUCAUGCAUUAAGUACCGAGAAGGAGGAAGUAAUGGGACUCUGCAUCGGGGAGGUGGACACCAACCGCAUCGUCCACAUUCAUUCUGUUAUUAUUCUCCGACGCUCGGACAAGAGGAAGGAUCGCGUGGAAAUUUCGCCUGAGCAGCUGUCUUCAGCGGCAACCGAAGCGGAGAUAUCCUUUGUGCGAUGUCUCAUUCAAUAACUUAAAUCUCUGUCUUCUGGUGGUGCCUUGCAGGUCAGUGUGACAUACUCCGUGACAGAGAUGUCAGUGUGACAGAUAGCGGUAUCAUAGAAUUCCUGAGGCCAUUGUCUCAUUUUGAUCAUCAAUUUCCUUAGUAAGAGCUACAGGUUGGCUGAAAUGACUGGACGGCCGAUGCGUGUAGUUGGUUGGUACCACUCUCACCCCCACAUCACUGUGUGGCCAUCACAUGUGGAUGUGAGGACACAGGCUAUGUAUCAAAUGAUGGACCAGGGCUUUGUUGGGCUGAUAUUCUCCUGCUUCAUUGAGGAUAAGAACACAAAAACCGGUCGAGUUCUCUACACCUGCUUCCAGUCUGUCCAAGCCCAGAAAGGCUCUGAGUACGAGAGAAUCGAGAUCCCAAUUCAUGUGAUUCCACACGAGGCCAUUGGGAAAGUGUGCCUUGAAUCAGCAGUGGAGCUUCCCAGAAUCCUCUGCCAGGAAGAGCAGGACACCUACAGAAAGAUUCACAGCUUAACUCAACUGGAUCCGAUCACGAAGAUACACAAUGGCUCAGUCUUCACUAAGAACCUGUGCAGCCAGAUGUCUGCUGUGAGUGGUCCCCUGCUGCAGUGGCUGGAGGAUCGUCUGGAGCAGAACAAACAGAACAUAAUUGAGCUGCAGCUGGAGAAAGAGAGACUAACUCAGGAGUUGGCAACCAUGUGAGAGGGAGAGAGUUAAGAAAUAGACACGUGGGCCUACCGAGUGGCGCAGCAGUCUAAAGCACUGCAUUGCAGUGCUUGAGGCGUCACUACAGACCCGGGUUCAAUCCCGGGCUGUGUCGCAGCCGGCCGCGACCGGGAGACCCAUGAGGCGGCACACAAUUGGCCCAGCGUCGUCCGGGUUAGGGGAGGGUUUGGCCGGCCGGUAUGUCCCAUUGCGUUCUAGCGACUCCUUGUGGUGGCCUGGGCGCAGUGCACGCUGACUUCGGUCGCCAGCUGUUCUGUGUUUCUUCCGACACAUUGGUGCUUCUGGGUUAGGCGAGCAGUGUGUCAAGAAGCAGUGCGGCUUGGCAGAGUCAUGUUUCGGAGGACGCAUGGCUCUCGACCUUUGCCUCUCCCUAGUCCUUACGGGAGUUGCAGCGAUGGGACAAGACUAUAACUACCAAUUUGGAUAUCACGAAAUUGGGGAGAAAAAGGGGUAAUGUUGACAUGUUCCUCAUAGUACCAUAGACCUUCUAACACGAGAGCAAGUGACUAAGUGAAUCUCCUCAUUGCUAACUGAAUGCCACCACACACACCUUAGGGAGUGUUUUCCUGUCAUCCUCUGUGUACUAUUAAACACUACUGUAUUUACGA